This is a messenger RNA of Momordica charantia (bitter melon), 1872 nucleotides long. RefSeq names its product NAD(P)-binding Rossmann-fold superfamily protein. The record is from RefSeq and is a predicted model, not a curated record. NCBI's taxonomy places the organism in Eukaryota, Viridiplantae, Streptophyta, Magnoliopsida, Cucurbitales, Cucurbitaceae. Gene Ontology annotation, molecular function: oxidoreductase activity, acting on the CH-OH group of donors, NAD or NADP as acceptor. Gene Ontology annotation, biological process: steroid biosynthetic process.
AGAAAAUAUUAGCCGAGAACAAAAUCGGAUUAAUUUAAAAACCUAGCUACUGUGUAGACUGCAAGUUCAACGAAAUCGUUCGACUGGAUCUAUCUCUAUUCUCUACUCAAUUUGCCCGUCAACUUCUUUCAAUUUUCUGCAACACUUUGCUUUCUCUCUGAGUUUUGAUCACGGACGUCGAUACUGUCUGUAAUUGCUCCAAAUUCCGGUCACACAGGAUGCAUUUGAGCGCCAAUGAAGGCAUAGAAGGCAACACCUUCGCCGUCACCGGCGCAUUGGGCUUCGUCGGCUCCGCCCUCUGUUUAGAGCUCGUCCGGAGAGGCGCUCUCCAGGUCCGAGCCUUCGACCUCCGACCAGCCUCUCCUUGGUCAGACAGCCUCAAGAUCCACGGAGUCAACAUCAUCCAAGGGAAUGUUACCUCCAAAAAGGAUGUGGAAAGAGCUCUUCGUGGUGUUGAUUGUGUUUUCCACCUGGCAGCAUACGGGUUGUCAGGGAAAGAAAUGCUUCAAGUUGGUCGGAUUGAUGAGGUUAAUAUCAACGGAACAUGCCAUGUCUUGGAUGCUUGCCUGCAAUUUGGCAUCAGACGGCUUAUAUAUCUGAGCACAUAUAAUGUAGUGUUUGGAGGUCAAGAGAUUGUUAAUGGGAAUGAGGGGUUACCUUAUUUUCCAAUUGAUAAUCAUGUUGAUGCAUAUGGUCGAAGUAAAUCUAUUGCAGAACAGUUAGUUCUGAAGACCAACGGGCGCCCCUUGAAGAACGGGAAUGGGAAAUGUCUUCACACCUGUGCAAUACGUUCUUGUGCCAUCUACGGACCAGGGGAAGAGAGGCAUUUUCCUAGGUUGGUCUUAUUGGCAAAGUUAGGCUUGCUACCUUUUAGAGUUGGGAAACCAAGUGUUAAAACUGACUGGAUCUAUGUGGAUAAUCUCGUGCUUGCUUUGAUAUUGGCAAGCAUGGGGCUUUUGGAUGACAUUCCUGGUAAAAGAAGAGGCCCAAUAGCUGCUGGCCAGCCAUAUUAUGUAUCAGAUGGUUGUCCAGUCAAUUCUUUCGAAUUCUGUAAACCUCUGCUCAAUAGCCUAGGUUAUGACUUGCCAAAGUUUUCCCUGGCUGUUCCUCAAGCUCUUGUCUUGGGAAAAUUUUUUGCUGCAUUCUACACGAUGUUAUAUCCAUGGCUAAAUAGUUGGUGGCUUCCACAUCCCUUGAUGCUUCCCACUGAAAUUUACAAGGUUGGCGUCAAUAAUUAUUUCUCGUAUCUUAAAGCCAAGGAGGAGCUGGGCUAUGUUCCAAUGGUAAGCCCGAAGGAGGGCAUGGCUGCGACCAUCUCAUAUUGGCAGCAGAGGCAAAGGAAGAGUAUUGAUGGGCCAACAAUACAUGUCUGGCUGUUCUGUAUUGUCGGAAUGAGCAUCCUGUUUUGUGCUGCUUUCCUUCCAGACGUUGGACCUGUUCCAUUGUUCAGAGCCAUCAGCCUUUUCUUCUUUAGGUCAAUUCGAGCGGUGCAGAUGGUGUUUCUUAUAGCCUCUCUGCUGCAUGUUGGUGAGGGUAUAUAUGCAUGGUUCUUGGCAAGAAAGGUGGAUCCUGCUAACUCAAGGGGAUGGUUUUUGCAGACCUUUCUUCUAGGUUUCUUUUCCUUGCGCUUUUUGUUGAAAAGAGCUAGGAGUUAAAUGCUUCCACCUAUGUUAGUGGCAAGCGAGAGACAGGUGAAGAAAAUUUAGAGAAUUUGAGAAUAGAAAAAAACCUCGUAGCAAUACCAUCCUUGAGAAAUGAUCUCUUAAUUUUAUAGCAUUAUAAUACUACCGCUGUAAUAGAAAUAAACUCAUCAUUUGUAAUGCUACUACUAUCAUUAUAAUGCUAAAACAAAACAACACAACUAUUUCACAA